Messenger RNA from Ilex paraguariensis (yerba mate), 415 nucleotides. The record is from the annotation of a GenBank genome assembly. NCBI's taxonomy places the organism in Eukaryota, Viridiplantae, Streptophyta, Magnoliopsida, Aquifoliales, Aquifoliaceae.
UCUCUCUCUCUCUCUCUCUCAUAUCAGAAGUCGGUUUUUCUCCGCCAAGACAUCUCAAGCCUUCUUUCCAAAUUAGUAGGCGAAAGAGAAAGAAAAAAGAGUAAUACCCACGAAGCUUUCAAGAACUCUCUUCAGGUGAUGGGUUGAAGAGAGAUAAAGAGAGAGAGAGUUCCAAAGGGAGCACAUGGAGUGGGAUAGCAAUUCUGAUCUUAGUGGAGACGACGAAGGGUUCCUAUUGAGCGAUGGUGGGCCCUUCCCGUUCCCCAUCGACACUUUACUACAACCGGCGCCGUGUGGGUUCGUCGUCACCGACGCUAUGGAGCCCGACCACCCAAUUAUUUACGUCAAUUCGGUGUUCGAGAUGGUCACUGGCUAUAGGGCCGAAGAGGUCCUCGGGCGUAACUGGUUAGAAUAA